Molecule: messenger RNA, 771 nt
Organism: Musa acuminata AAA Group (dessert banana)
Lineage: Eukaryota; Viridiplantae; Streptophyta; Magnoliopsida; Zingiberales; Musaceae
Product: mediator of RNA polymerase II transcription subunit 22a-like
Exons: 3
Coding region: 56-517 (153 amino acids)
Biological process (GO): regulation of transcription by RNA polymerase II
Cellular component (GO): mediator complex
Molecular function (GO): transcription coregulator activity
Source: RefSeq, a predicted model, not a curated record
AGUGAUAUAGCUUUGCGUGGGGCGACGGUUCGCAAGUAGCCUUCCCCCCAAAAGGAUGAACAAAGCCGCGGGAGGAGGCGGCGGAGGAGGCGGCCCGACGGCGGCGGCUGCGGCCGCGGCGGCGCAGAAGCAGAAAACCCUGCUGCAGAGGGCCGACACCGACGUGACCAAUAUCGUCGACAACUUUAAUCAGCUCGUCAACCUCGCUAGGGUCAACGACCCGCCGGUUCGCAACUCGCAGGAAGCGUUCCAGAUGGAGAUCCGGGCCGCAAGGAUGGUUCAAGCGGCGGAGUCGUUGAGGAAUCUGGUGUCGGAGCUGAAGCAGACGGCGAUCUUUUCGGGGUUCGGCUCGCUGAACGAGAACGUGGACCGGCGGAUCGCCGAAUUCAACCGGCUGGAGGAGGGUUCGGAGCGGCUUCUUGAGAGGGUCGGGGAGCAGGCCGCGGCCAGCCUCAAGGAGCUGGAGGCGCACUACUACUCGUCGGUCCUGAGGACGAGCCCAAGCGAAGGCCCAUGAGGUCCAAAGCAACACCUUUAUCUCCCUGCCUUUGUUUUCUUCACUUGGUUUUGGAUUUUGCUUGAAUGCUUGAUGUGCCUCAUGAGGUCCAAAGCAACUCCUUUAUCUCCCUGCCUUUGUCGUCUUCACUUGGUUUUGGAUUUUGCUUGAAUGCUUGAUGUGGCUCAGUUUGGCAUAUGAACAAAAUGCUGCGAUCAGUUCCAGUUUAUAUACUGUUUCUUGUGACUGUGAAUUGAAGGUAUAGUUUGUUCGUA